This is a messenger RNA of Schistosoma bovis, 4304 nucleotides long. The record is from the annotation of a GenBank genome assembly. NCBI's taxonomy places the organism in Eukaryota, Metazoa, Platyhelminthes, Trematoda, Strigeidida, Schistosomatidae.
AGGUGCGUAGUUUUAUACCUUACGUUACCGUGUUGUUUAAGACCAUAAAUUCAAUAGCUGUAACCGUUAUUGAUGUGUCGGAGUUCAUUUUUAGAUGUAAUUACACUCAAUGUGUACGGCAUAUGCGCCUUAUUUCCGAGCCACGAGCCUAAUUUUUGUAACAAGGAACCAUAUACAUAGGAACUCCUUAUUGUUAGGUUUUCAAACUGUGUAUCUAAAGGGAAAUUUAUUUGUCUUUUCGUGUAAUUCAGUCUAUACAUACGAAUUUUAACUUUAUCUGCUUUAUAAGCGAAUGAGUUAAGGUGUUAGGUGAGGCGAGUGUGAGAAAUUAAUUUCUUACACUCGCGUGAACAAUUGUUCAAGAGAUCGUCGAUAAUGACAUCGUGUGUUAAUAGCUGGCUCUUUGUGUACAUAACCUAAUAUCGAGAUAAUAUUCUGCGGUGCAUUUUCAGUUGAAAUUGAUCGUACGACACUGGCAGCAUAUUCCAUGAAAUGUCAAUGUAUGGAAUUUGUUAUAGUAAGUCACGUUGUGUCAGUCAGUCAGUUACAACAUAGAAUCAGGCACAUAUGUGCAUCGUUCCAAGUUGCCACACCUCAUUAACACAUCAAGAAGAACACCAGAUUCAUAGAAGCAGUCAACUCAAUGGUGUAAUAUAUACAGGAAAGAUUGCAUAUAAUAAUAUAGUACAGGAAGAAAGAAUUAAUUCUUAAAAAGAUAUGAGACGAUUUUAGUCUCACGGUUGAAGGGAAAAAGGAGAGUGUAUACAUCUACGCCAUUUUGAUCGAUUCUGAGCCAUGUCACCAUGAGUCUGCAACCAUUGGUUACGAUAGUCACGCGGACCCCAACCAAGUAGUCUGCAUCUACCAACAUGGCUCAGACCAGAAGUUAGUGACUUCAAGCACUGAUGCCAUGUUUUGGUUUGGCAACCCCUAACUAUCAUUAUCGAGGCUGUAUUUUAAAUGUUUUAUUAGUCAAAAUAAUCCCUCAAUGGUUGUCACAGGAUGAUUUUAACCCUCUCUCAUAUAUUGGGACGAUAAGUGAUUAUGACCAGUCAGAUGGAAUAACGUCCAACUACCAUAUUUUAGCUAAAAUACUAGUCAACCUAAUUGCUAAAAUUAGAUCACCAUCCUUAAAGACCUCUGGAGCUAAUCCAUCUGGACCAGCUGCCCUUCCUCGUUUCAGAUCAGCUAUAGCCUUCUGAACUUCAGCUAGUGUCGGGGGACCUACUUCAAUGUUCCAUCCAAACUGUGUCGCAUUGUGUACAUUUUCAUUAAUGAAGUAACCUAAAUUUUAACAAGUGCCAGACCGUUCUAAAUGCUAGGUUACUGGGAGUAUAUAAUGGUGACUUGAAGAUUUUAGUCCAUGAGUUUGUCCUACUUGUUUUAUCGCUUUCUCAACGGUCAUAUUUAUGUGGUAUGUCCUGUUCAUAUAUUAGAAGAAGUUUAAUAUCCAUCCAAUGUCUUUAUCCGCAAAAUAGGAAUAUAUUAUAUUAAACGGUAAUAGAAAUAAUCAGUUGCGCGUAGAAUAACUCUGUCUUGUUGAAGAUUACUUCGUAAUGCCCGCACUUCUCACCUGUUUCCCAUAGAGUUGGUGUGUUUGCCAGUUAUGGUAUCUCCGUAAAAGGCUACAAAUUUUUGUUUCUUCGUCUACCAACAGUCAUCUACAUUAAUGAUCAAUGUUAAUAAUCCACAAUCUUACCGAUUCUUAGCCUGGCUCUCCAAAAUACAUACAUGUCAGUAUCGUAAAUCGUUAAAUAAGUGUUACUGGCAACACCGGCUUUUCAUAUCAGUUGUAUGUAAAUGCUGAAUAUAGUUAUUUCUAUUGACGGAGUCGCUUUUUAUAUAAAUGCUCGUUUAUGGGACCAGAUCCUCACAUAUCUGAUCAUAUUUACAAACCCGUUUGAUAACUACUGACUACGCCGUUGUUCCAUCAAUUUCUUUUCUCCAAAUAAAACGUUUGUAAAAAUCGUGUAUGUAGGUAAAGAAAAUAAAAUGUAUGUACAAGAUUCUGAAAUAAUUAAACACUUGCACUGUGUGCUAUGAGGUAUUUUUGGAAAAUAGUAAAUAUUUUCUAACUACUUGUUGAUAAUCAAUUGAGAGGAACUCUGGAAAAUUUUCGGGUUUGUCCUCAACUUGCGAUUUGUUUGUUUUCAAUGAUACUCUAACUUUCGUAUUUUGUCGUUAUUAACAAAAUUCUAGGCGGUUGAUAAAAGUCAUUUAAAGCCCUAUCUCUUCAUUUUGAACCUUUUUACACUCAUCCGGAAGACCGUUCUUGAACCCUUAAGUAAUCGUGCCAUCUGCCCAUUAUAUUUAGAUCUGUUGUCUUUUUAACUAACGAGUCAGGUGGCUUUAAAAUGGAGAAUAUGUCGUCUAGUAGUAUUCACUAUUUUCGGAUCAUCUUUGAAGUGUUAAAUUCUAACGGUCCUGUCUUAUACGAUGCAAGAUGUUUUUAAAACCAUUCGCCGUGAGAUCUAAUUCUCAAAUUAAGUCUUGUGAAAAGUCAGAGCUUUAUUUAUUUCUGUACUUAAUUUUCAUUUAUAGGAAGCAACUUCUAAACUCAUUCUAUGAUCAGUAUGAAUUAGAUCCUACAAAUAUUUUGGAAAUCUUUAAAACAAAAGAUGUUCACCGUUUAAAAGUUAUAACUUCUUCAGAAAUAAAAGUGAAUAUCUACAAAUUUGGAAAUAUUCCUUUAAUUAUUGAAAAUGAAAAAGAACGUCUCCCCACAGUUUACCUUCUAUGGCAUCUGCCGAACCUCCUCCCACACUUCAAAGUACAUGAGAACUUAGUUUCCGUUCUAAUGAAAGGGGCUGACCUUAUGCUUCCUGGAGUAGUAACUGAUGGUCCAAUUCUUCCUUAUACAUUUAAUAAGAUAGAGAAGGGUGUUCUUUGUUGUAUCAGCACAACUUCCAACCGCGCACCAAUAGCUAUCGGGCACACAGCUAUGUCAAACUACGAUAUGUACAUGAGUGCCGGUAAGGGGAAAGCUGUAUCCGUGUUUCAUGUUAUGGGUGAUCAUGUGUGUUCCCUGGUGUCAUCGUUCAACCGUCCCAUUCUCCCGUGGCCUAUUAUCGAUGAGAGUUCUCCUAAAACAAAUGAAGAAAUAGACAAUGUCGAUGAUGGGUCGAAAUCCCCAGUAAAUAUAUUGCCUCAACAAAUAUCAGACGAUAAAAAUAUCAGCGAAGAAUUGAAUGAUCUUUAUUUGAAAGAAGCAGUUGAGUUACAACCAUCACUUGAUCUUGAUAAAAUUCUACGGGAGUGUUUUUUGAAAGGUCUUAAGCUGAUCAAAGCAAAUCAACUUCCAAUACAAGUGAAUAUUUUUUAUUCUCAAUACGUUUUGGUGCACAAAUCUCCAUCAGUGGAUCUAGAUAUCAGGAAAACAAAAUUUAAAAAGGUUGGCCUAUUUUUGAAAGCUAUGCAAGAUGAAGGUUUCGUCGAGGUGACUGAACCGAAAUCUGGUGUAUUGAUGUUAAAUCAUAUUAAUAAAGAUCAUAUUGAAUUACGAGGAGUAACCGUUCCUGCUUCAAUAACAAAUCCUAAAGUUGAGUGUCAUUGGCCAGAUGACUAUAUGGGCCCACCCCAAAUUGAAGAUAUUCGAAUAAUUAAAGGACCUGUUACAGCUUUAUUUUCACAGUUUGGUUAUAAAUCAGGUGAAUGUAUUAGCCAAUCAGAAGCCAGACGGACUAUUGAUAACUAUGUUCGAAACAAUAAGCUUCAAUUGACUACAGAUCCGAGUUUAGUUCAUUUAGACAAAUUAUUAACGAGCAUAUGUGAGCCGAAAACUUUUAUUGAAUCCCCUGAAAGUACCAUAACAAAUCCAAUUUUUCACAUUCGUUUUGGUGAUCUUAUUUCUCAAGCUUUAAAGAACUUAACUACUGCUUAUCGCAUAAUUUAUCCGAAUAUGUCCACCCCUGUCAUCUGGAAUAAAAAAGAGCCACCUCAUAUACAUUUGUACACUGUUACGAAAGCUGGAAAGAAAUUGACUCGAAUAGCGGAAUUGGAAGAUUUUCACAUUAAUCCAGAUUCAUUUUCUAAACAACUGAAAGUACAUUUAGCCUGUUCAGCCGGGAAAACAGAUGAUCAACAAUACCCGGGUAAAACUGUCAUUCAAGCCCAAGGUGUUCACCUUGUAGCUAUCUCGAAAUUACUUACAGAAUCGUAUUCAAUACCAAAGCGAUUUAUUAAAGGCUACACAGAACCAGAUAAAAAGAAGUAAAUGUUAGAUUUAAUCACUGACAUAUACUUUUUUGUAUACAAAAUAAUUGAAAUUUCUCUGUAGAACAUGCUGAAUUCAAUGUACAUUUUUU